Messenger RNA from Perkinsus marinus ATCC 50983, 597 nucleotides. RefSeq lists its product as hypothetical. Bases 1 to 597 code for a protein of 198 amino acids. The record is from RefSeq and is a predicted model, not a curated record. The transcript is spliced from 4 exons. Lineage: Eukaryota; Perkinsozoa; Perkinsida; Perkinsidae.
AUGAGUCGUCCCUCCAACCCCUUCGCCCAAGGGUUCCGUCGAGUAGACCUCGAAGGAGGAGCCCAGAGCGUGGUCAGCACUGUAGUAGCAUGGAAGGCUCAAGCCACUCAGAUGUCGAUGACGAUGGACAUCAUUUUCUUCACGGCAGCCUGUUGUGUGGUGGUCGCCAGUGUUAUCUCUACUAUUGAGGUGAACAUCUCAACCAAUACCACUCCUUCUCGAAUUCCUAGACAGGUCUUCCUAACCGAGAUAGCUCCCUUCGAUCUCGUUGACUGCGUCUACCUCCUCCUUUUUGGAACCAAGAUGAUGCUCCUCGAUGCACCAGUGCGAUUCAAAGGCAUCGUUGAAGUGCAGGUUCGACAACAAAUUCGCCGUCAGAACGCGAACACCGAGCAGAUGUUCAACUCCUACGCCAGGUCCAACUUUCAGGAAGGAAUGACUGCUGAUGAAUUCAACCUCCUCAGUCAAGUGGCCGGGAUAUCAUUCCGUAACGAUGAGCUCACUUUUGUCCUCAAUGCUCUAUGCAAUGAUGGACGGCUUGGUAUCAGCCAACGUGAUUUCUGCGGCUGGAUCAAUGGACCCGCCGUUUUGCUAUGA